Sphaerodactylus townsendi is the source of this 1010-nucleotide messenger RNA. RefSeq names its product ORMDL sphingolipid biosynthesis regulator 2 (gene ORMDL2). Lineage: Eukaryota; Metazoa; Chordata; Lepidosauria; Squamata; Sphaerodactylidae. Gene Ontology annotation, biological process: intracellular sphingolipid homeostasis; negative regulation of ceramide biosynthetic process; ceramide metabolic process. The transcript is spliced from 4 exons. The record is from RefSeq and is a predicted model, not a curated record. The coding region runs from base 153 to 614 and encodes 153 amino acids. Gene Ontology annotation, cellular component: endoplasmic reticulum membrane.
AGGGAAGGUGAGAGGAGAGCAGCGCGCUCGCCUAUUCGUCGGAGGACGAGUCGCGGACGGAAGUCGUUUGCGGAAAGCGGGCAGCGGUGGAGCGGAGUGUGAAUGGGGCUUUGGUUUUUGUGCUAGGAAGAUACGUUGUGGAAGCCGCCAGUAUGAACGUUGGAGUUGCCCACAGUGAGGUGAAUCCCAACACACGAGUUAUGAACAGCCGAGGCAUCUGGCUGGCCUAUGGCAUCUCUGUGGCCACUCUUCACAUCAUCCUUCUCAGCAUCCCCUUCUUUAGCGUCCCUGUGGUCUGGACCCUAACCAAUGUCAUCCACAACCUGGCAAUGUAUUGGCUCCUGCAUACUGUGAAAGGAACCCCCUUUGAAACUCCAGACCAGGGCAAGGAUCGUCUCCUCACACACUGGGAGCAGAUCGAUUAUGGUACACAGUGGACCUCUUCUCGCAAGUUCCUAAGCAUCUCCCCAAUAGUCCUCUACAUCCUGACCAGCUUCUACACCAAAUACGACCCCGGGCACUUCAUAAUCAACACUGCCUCUUUGUUGAGCGUUCUCCUGCCAAAGCUUCCCCAGUUUCAUGGCGUCCGCAUCUUUGGUAUCAACAAGUACUGAAGCAGGCAAAACCUUGCUACCGUUUAGACUUAACUGGUGGAGAAAUGGCUCCCAGCUCCAGUAACCUGGCGACAGCCAAUGAUCCUACUGUCCUGAAACUGAGCUAUGAAGAGCUACGUGUAGAUUGAGAGGGGCAGAAGGAUCUUUAGCUGCCCAAUGGAUUCAAAAAUACAGAACUUUUUUUGAGAGGGGGAGGGGGGGUUGCAAGGAGAUUGAGCCAAUCACUUAGUAUUUCUUCUGGGGGAAUGAAAAGAAUGAAUCCUCAACAGGGACUGAAAUAUCUUCAGAUCUACCAUGUAAGAAUAUUCUUUUUGAGCUGUUUGUAAUGGGUGACUGGGACCGGCUUUUGUGUUAAACCCUUUGCAUUGUUUUUUAUAUAUAUUCUCACUUCAAACA